Molecule: messenger RNA, 2590 nt
Organism: Dunckerocampus dactyliophorus (ringed pipefish)
Lineage: Eukaryota; Metazoa; Chordata; Actinopteri; Syngnathiformes; Syngnathidae
Gene: p3h1
Product: prolyl 3-hydroxylase 1
Exons: 15
Coding region: 115-2499 (794 amino acids)
Biological process (GO): collagen metabolic process
Cellular component (GO): endoplasmic reticulum
Molecular function (GO): L-ascorbic acid binding; iron ion binding; protein binding
Source: RefSeq, a predicted model, not a curated record
UCCAGUGGUUAGUAAAAGUUUUUGCUAGUUUGUCUUCAGCUAACUACAAGUAGUUUAGUUACGCUCCUAUUUUACUAUAAUACAUUAUUAUUAUUAUUAUUAUUAUUUCAACAUAUGUUACGAGAGGACGUCAAGUUGAUGAAGAUGGAACUUGUUUUGUCCUUCGCAGUGAUUUUUGCUGUGUUUUUUCCAUCAUGGACGUCGUGCAGUCAUGUGUGUUCGGAGCAUUAUGAUUGUCUUUUUGACAGCGCGGUGGAAGCUUACUACAAGCACGACUGGCUGUCCGUCAUCCUCAACAUGGAGAAAGCUCUUCGGAACCGAGCUGCGGUGCUCAAGGUGACGGCAGGCUGCCGGCUCUCAUGCGCCAACCAAACCGCUUGGGGAGCGCCGAUGGCCGGCUUAGGAGUCCCCAUCCCGGGGGUCGGUUCUGUGGAAGACCUGGGCUUCUUCCAGCACGUCCUCCAGCGAGCACAUUGCGUUAACUCCUGUCAAGAAGACAAACUUUCUUUUUCUCUGCAUCCCGUCAGUCAUGAAGUGGAGUUGGAGUUUAAGAAGAGGACGCCCUACAAUUACUUACAAGUCGCAUAUUUCAAGAUCAAUAAGCUGGACAAGGCAGUGGCAGCAGCCAACACGUUUUUUCAAGCCAACAAAGACCACACAGAGAUGCGACAGAACCUGGACUACUACAGCAUGAUGUCAGGCGUACAGGAAGAAGACUUUAAAGAUCUGGAAGCCAGGCCACAUAUGGCAAUGUUCUUGCUGGGGAAGAGUUACUACAGCGACAACUCAUUUGAUCUGGCAGCCAAAGCGUUUGAGGAGGCGAUAGAUGAGUACUGGAUAGCUGAUAAGGAAUGCAGAGCACAUUGUGAAGGAGCCUACAACUAUGAUGGCUACAAUUACAUGGAGUACAGUGCUGACCUCUACCAGACCAUCACAGACCAUUACGUACAGGUGCUGAACUGUAAGCAGCGCUGUUCCGUGGAACUGGCCUUGCCUGCUGGAAGUGACAAGCCCUUGGACGACUUCCUGCCCUCUCACUUGAACUAUCUGCAGUUUUCCUACUACAAUAGUGAAAGGUACGAGCUGGCCAUAGAGUGUGCUAAGACCUACCUGCUCUUCCACCGGGAUGAUGAAGUGAUGAAGCAGAAUCUUGCCUAUUAUUCAGUCGUACUGGGGGAGGACAAGGCAGAUCUCAUAUCCGCAAGACAGCCUGUGAAAUUAUUCAUUGAACGCUCCCUGCUGGAGAAAGAACUGCUGUACUUUGGAUAUGAAGCUUUUGGGAUCACUUUUAUUGAUCCUGACUCAUGGACUCCAGAAGAUAUCAUGCCAGCAAAACUGAAAGACAAACAAAAGGCUGACAGAGAGACAGCAGCAAGGAUUACAGAAGAAAUAGGAAACCUGAUGAGGGAGAUUGAGACCCUGGUUGAAGAGAAGAAAAAGGACUCCACAGAUGUAGCAAACAUAUUGGUAGCACAAGAAAGUGGAAGUCUACUUUUUGACAACAUAAAGGUGACCAUGACGUCGACCCAGAUGAACGGCUCGCAGCGGGUCCUAUUUGAUGGGGUGGUCACCGAUGAUGAGUGCAGGGACUUGCUACGUCUUUCCAAUGCUGCCGCUCUCAAAGGAGAUGGAUACAGAGGACAGCCUUCUCCCCACUCCACCAGUGAAAUGUUCCAGGGCGUCACCAUCCUAAAGGCUCUGAAGCUGGCACAAGAGGGAAAGGUUUCAUUGAAGGGUGCUCGUCUCUUCUUUGACAUUAGUGAGAAGGUGAAGAAGGUGUUGGCGUCCUACUUUCUCUUGACUUCUCCGCUGUACUUCUCCUACUCACACCUGGUGUGUCGAUCUGCUAUUGAAGAGAAGCAGGAAAAGCGUGAAGAUUUGAGCCACGCUGUUCAUGUUGACAAUUGUCUGCUGGUCUCUGAGCUCAAUGAGUGUUUCAAGGAACCUCCUGCGUACACACAGAGAGAUUACAGUGCAAUUCUUUAUCUGAAUGACGACUUUGAAGGAGGGGAUUUCAUUUUCACGGAGUUGGAUGCCAAAUCAGUUACGGCGGAGGUGCGUCCACAGUGUGGCCGUGUGGUCGCCUUUGGAGCAGGAAAGGAAAACCCGCAUGGUGUGAGAGCGGUCACGAAGGGGCAGAGGUGUGCCGUUGCUCUGUGGUUUACCUUGGAUCCAGCUCAUGAGGAAAAGGAAAGAAUCCAAGCUCAGAAUAUGCUGGAGAUGUUCUCUACCACUGUCAAGUCAGACUUCAUCUCAUACGAGGCAACCAUCAGCUCAGAAUCAAGCAAAGAAACCAAACCGCAGGAACAAGAUGGUCAAAAAGUGGAGCAGAACUCUGCAGAUUCUCAGGACAAAUCUUCUCCUGAAGCAAAGGUCGACGCUGUACAAGCUGUUAGCACAGUCACAACAAAAGACAUGCACGUGGACAAAAAAGAUGCCAAACUCGCAGUCCAAUCCAAUCCAAAAACUUCCACGACAGACUCUAAAGACGAGCUGUGAUCAAACUCCACCUUUAUUUUCGUCAUGUUUGUCCUCAAUUAAGAUACAGUGGUCCAGAAAUGUCUUUUAAUGUGUUUUAUUUAAUAAAAUG